Molecule: messenger RNA, 1080 nt
Organism: Gastrolobium bilobum
Lineage: Eukaryota; Viridiplantae; Streptophyta; Magnoliopsida; Fabales; Fabaceae
Product: probable polygalacturonase At3g15720
Exons: 8
Coding region: 1-1080 (359 amino acids)
Biological process (GO): carbohydrate metabolic process
Molecular function (GO): polygalacturonase activity
Source: RefSeq, a predicted model, not a curated record
AUGCAACUGCUAAUCACUUGUGUUUUUGUUCUUGGUUUUGUUUCACCAUGUUUAUCUUUGAGGUGGAAUGCUGGAACCAAAAACAUUUAUAAUGUGAUGGAAUAUGGAGCUAAUGGCGAUGGCAAAUCAGAUGAUUCACAAGCAUUUUUAAGAGCAUGGAAUAAUGCAUGUGGAGCAAAAGGGGCAUCAACUCUACUUAUACCACAGGAAAAAUUAUUCAUGGUGACAAACAUAUUAUUAAAGGGUACUUGCAAGGCCACAAGUAUUUUGAUUAUGAUUUCAAAUGUAAACAGUCUCACAAUGGAUGGUGGAGGAUCAAUUGAUGGCAAUGGUUCUGAAUGGUGGCAAUGUAUAAGUUGUUCACGACCUAGACUAUUAGGUUUUCAUGCUUGCAAUGAUCUUACAGUUAGUAACCUGACCAUCACUGAUAGCCCUUGUGGUCACAUAACCAUAAAUAGUUGUGAGGGUGCAAGAUUCUCUGAUCUCAAUAUUCAUGCUCCUCCUCAUAGCCCCAAUACUGAUGGAAUUGACAUUUCGGCUUCCAAAAAUAUCUUGAUAGAAGAUUCUACUAUAGGAACUGGUGAUGAUUGCAUUGCCAUCAAUAGUGGUUGUUCUUACAUCUAUGCUGCUAGGGUUGCUUGUGGACCAGGCCAUGGAAUAAGCAUUGGAAGCCUUGGUAGAAAUGAAGCUCAUGAGACAGUUGAAGAGGUUUAUGUAAGGAAUUGUAGCUUCAAUGAGACUCAAAAUGGAGCAAGAAUCAAGACAUGUCAGGGUGGAUCAGGUUAUGCAAGGAAGAUCACUUUUGAGCAAAUAACACUUAUAAGGGUUCACCAUCCCAUAUUAAUAGAUCAACACUACCCUACACAACAUCCAACGGUGACAUACCGUGGUUUCGAAGGAACUUCUGCUAACGACAAUGCUAUUAACUUAAAUUGCAGCCCAUUGGGUUGUUUCAAUAUUGUGUUGGAUCAAAUCGACAUUGUCUCUUCAAAACCAGGGAAGAAGACAUAUGCUUCUUGCAAAAAUGCACAUGGAAUAGUUGGAUCUACUACUCCAAGUGUCCAUUGCUUAUCAGAAUGA